Molecule: messenger RNA, 2589 nt
Organism: Daucus carota subsp. sativus
Lineage: Eukaryota; Viridiplantae; Streptophyta; Magnoliopsida; Apiales; Apiaceae
Product: probable galacturonosyltransferase 3
Exons: 9
Coding region: 152-2185 (677 amino acids)
Molecular function (GO): polygalacturonate 4-alpha-galacturonosyltransferase activity
Source: RefSeq, a predicted model, not a curated record
CGUGACCAAACAGACCCUGUUGAAAUUAUCAGUCCUUGCUUCUCUCCGUUAUAUAUUUUCUCAGUUAGAUUCCGGCGGAAGAUCCUCUCUCUCUCUCUCUCUCUCUCUCUCUCUCUCUCUCUCUCUCUCAGUUUGCUGUGGAUCAACAUCUAUGUCAACAUCUCGGAUCGCCUAUUUGAUCUUUCAGGUCUUAAUUUACAUUGCUCUGAUCGGAGCGGUGUUUCCGGAUACUUUAGCAGGUCAAAAAGGCUUCAUAGGAUCUUGGCCCACAUUUGAUUGCCCACAAUGUAUUGGCCAAAAGAUUAUUAGGUUGGAACAAGAGCAGACAAAUGCAGCUGCUGCAAUUAGCAAACAUUUGCCUGACAAGGAUAUUGACAUAAUAGUGACAUACAGUGACAUCUCCGGUGAUGUUCGAAUCAAGAGUGUGAAGUCAAAGGACUUGUCGGCUUCUUGGGUUUGGAAGAAUCCUAUUGAUGAUCAUACACAGAAUUCCAAGCCAUUUGCAAAACCAUUACAAUUUGACACGAGAUUUGAAGACAGUGAUGAUCAUUAUACUAAUGAAAGUUUAACUGGAGACGAAAUACAACAUCCUGUCGGUCCUCCAGUUCAUCCUCUGAAAAUAAAGCGUCAGAAGUUACGCCUAGAAAGGAGGAAGCGGCGAACUUUAGAGCUAAUCGAACAAGGCAAAGAGAUAGAAAACGAGAUGAAUGCAGCUGCAGCUGAAAGAGCUAAAACGCUGGACACUACUGUUAUGGGUAGAUACAGUAUAUGGAGAAUAGAAUACGAAAAUCCAAAUUCUGAUUCUACCCUGAAACUUAUGCGAGAUCAGAUCAUAAUGGCCAAAGCUUAUGCAAAAAUUGCUAAAGCUAAAAAUUAUGAUGAUCUCUAUGAUUCUCUGCUUGAACAUUCCAGGAAGAGUCAAUAUGCCAUUGGAGAUGCAUAUUCUGAUGCUGAACUACAGCCAUGUGCACUUGACCGGGCAAAAGAAAUGGGUCACAUCCUGUCUCUAGCAAAAGACCAACUAUAUGACUGUAUUGAAGUAGCAAGGACGCUAAGGGCCAUGCUUCAGAUGAAAGAAACAAAUGUACUUGAAAUGAAGAAAAAAAGUGCAUUCUUGACUCAGUUAGCUGCAAAAACAGUUCCAAGACCACUGCAUUGCCUGCCACUACUUUUAGCAACAGACUAUUUACUGCAGGGUUAUGAAAACAAGGAAUUUCCAAACAGUGAAAAUCUUGAGGAUAAUUCUCUUUUCCAUUACGCCAUAUUUUCGGAUAAUGUUCUUGCAACAUCUAUAGUCAUAAAUUCUACAGUGUUAAAUGCAAAGGAGCCUGAAAAGCACGUUUUCCAUGUAGUGACAGAUAAGUUGAAUUUUGUAUCAAUGAGAAUGUGGUUUCUUGUCAACCCUCCUGGUGGUGCAACUAUCGAGGUUAAGAAUGUAGAUGCUUUUACGUGGCUCAAUUCUUCAUAUUGUCCUGUUCUGCGUCAGCUUGAAUCAGCUCGGAUGAGAGAUUAUUAUUUUCAUGCACAUCAAGCAUCUUCCACCACCUCCGGAGCCGACAAUCUCAAGUAUAGGAACCCAAAAUACUUAUCUAUGCUGAAUCAUCUUAGGUUCUACCUCCCUGAAGUUUAUCCUAAACUAGAGAAAAUCUUAUUUCUGGAUGAUGAUAUUGUUGUUCAGAAGGAUCUAACACCUUUAUGGUCAGUUGAUUUAAAAGGGAUGGUGAAUGGUGCAAUAGAGACCUGUAAGGAGAGCUUUCACAGAUUGGAUAAGUACCUGAAUUUCUCUAAUCCAAAUAUAUAUGAGAAUUUUGAUCCAAAUGCUUGUGGUUGGGCAUUUGGAAUGAACAUGUUUGAUCUGAAAGAGUGGAGGCUCCGCAAUAUUACUGGCAUUUAUCAUCGCUGGCAAGACAUGAAUGAAGAUAGAACUCUUUGGAAACUUGGAACACUGCCUCCUGGACUGAUAACUUUUUAUAAUCUGACUUAUCCAUUGGACCGGACCUGGCAUGUGUUGGGACUUGGCUAUGAUCCGGCCCUCAACCAAACAGCAAUUCAGGAUGCAGGUGUGGUCCACUAUAACGGAAACUACAAACCUUGGUUGGAUCUUGCCAUAGACAAAUACAGGUCUUAUUGGUCUAAAUACGUUAUGUUUGAUAACCCAUAUCUUAAACUUUGCAACAUUGGCUAGUAAUUGUUGCUUAUGCACAAUACUUGCUACGUUAUUUGUUGCACGGUUGCUUCUCAGCAUCUCUGUCUUGUACGUAACAUGCUACGAAGCUCUGCAUAUACAAGCUCCAAAUGCCCUCUGACUCCAAUGAGAUUGUCAGCUUGUGCAGAAUUGAGUGUAGAACUGAUUAACCAGGUAGAGGCGUUGAGCGUUGAGGCGAUUCUCUAGUGCAGAUUGCAGACUGAGGAUAGUAUACAGGGUUGAGAUAGGCACUAACCAAUAAUAGUUUCAACAGUGGGUUUUGUGAUAUUAGAAGAAAAAUAUAUGUAUGUGGUGUAAAUUCUCGUUUCUGGGUAACUUCUAUUAUAUGUGAUGAUCCAGAGGUAAAACAAUAUAUGAUGUGUGAAUUUUCAUUUUCUUGUAUA